AUGCGUACGAUAUGCGGUCUAAGGAUGGCAUUGAAUGGAGUUGGAAAUGUUACCUCUGUGGAACUUUUUGAAGAGACUGGGCUAUUAAUCGGUCAAAAGGAGUCAGCUGCAACAUCGAAAGAACUCGAAGAGUUGCAAGAGAGAACGAAAAAUAACCCAGAGCUUUUCAAGCUUGCUUGUCCUGCUCCAUCGGUCAAUGAGUUGAUAGAAUGGAAUACUUGGCUUACACCUUCAACAUAUAAACAGCGUUACAUGACGUCCUUCUUCCUUGUUCAAAUGGAAGGUGAACCGGAGGUUCGAAUGUGCGAAAAAGAAAUGUCUCAUUAUUCUUGGAGUGAUCCGAAGGAUUGCUUGCAAAGAGCAUUAGUAGGCGAAGUGAUAUUACCACCACCACAGGUGUACGAAUUGACGAGGAUUGCUCAGACACCGUUGGAGAAGGUACACUUGCACGGUAACACUGCUCAUAUCUUCUGUCCACAGUUAAUCUACUGGCCAGAUGGAAACAAAAUCACUAAUGUGUUACCCGGUGAUCACCUGUAUAUAGAUGAAGAUAGUUUCAAUCAGCCGGCUCGAGAACUACCUGUGGAAGAGGUUCAGAUCAAAUCACAUGAACCCACACAUCGGCAGGAAUACAAGUCUAAACCUUUGUAUGCGUUCUGCAAAGUAUUUAUGUACAAUCUUCCAGAAAAAUACAGCAAUACCCUUCAUCAGUUUGAAACCAACCCUAGUAAAUUAUAG
Messenger RNA from Strongylus vulgaris, 738 nucleotides. NCBI's taxonomy places the organism in Eukaryota, Metazoa, Nematoda, Chromadorea, Rhabditida, Strongylidae. The record is from the annotation of a GenBank genome assembly.